UCAACACUUGAUCAGAUGGUAGUGUCAAGGAGGUUUUCCGUUGACUGAUUCGGCAAUGUAGACUAUUACAUGAACGCAAAGGGAAUGUUACCAACAGUGCUCAGGUGUUUCGUCUUCCAGUGCCAUAUUGCAAGAGGAGGACAAGUCCAGACUGGCUGUGAGAAAUUGGAUACCUGCAUGCUAAAAACAGAUCAGUAGUCUGACAGAAGACUUUGUUCAGCUAGCUAAUCCUACUUAAUGUUACUAGCCACAGGAUGGCAAUGCCUGUAUGUUUCUGUGCUAAAUCCACACUUAAUUUUCGAGUUGGGUUUUGUCGUGUACGGUUUCAAUGACCUGAGUGUGGAGUAUUGUUCUUUUCUUUGAAGCCUUGUUACUUCAUACGUAUGAUUUGGUACUUCUAACCUUCGUGUCUCAAGGAUAACACCAUGCCCAUUUUAAAGGUGGGCUGACCAUUAACUUAGGUAAACUAGAGAGUCGUGUUUAUCUGUCAUAUGGGCAGUUGUACUAAACUGGGUGCAGGGAACAUGCGGCAGUAACUAGCAGUUCCUUUUCAAAAGGUCCAUCAGAAUAAUGAAAGUCACCCCCGCGAAAAAGAAGCCAUGUUCCCACAAGAGAAAUGGGAUAACAGGCCGCAAAGACAAUCUUGAAGUGCUUGUGAAGUUAGAACGCUUGCCUCAAGUAGAUGAACUUGUCAAGUGCGAAACCAAACGCCCUGGCUACAUAGAGGCUAGUGCUGUCGGUAGCCUUUCCGACAGUGUCCAAAUUAAAGAGGAGCCAAGUCACGAUGAAACGCAGUCAAUCAAAGAAGAGGCUACAUCUGCAGAGCCCUGUCCUUCGGAAGUUGUCGUUCCCAAGCUAGAACCGGGCUGUGAGACGUGGGCUAUGCAAAUAAAAUCAGAGCCAGAAUCUGACUUCGAGAUCUCGCCGUCAGGAGAGGAAGAUCUAAGCCCUGUUAAGCGAGAGGAUGAAGACAUCAAGCUGGAGGCAUCUGAGGAUGAUGGAGCCUCGGAUACAGUCCACUCUGGUCAGUUCUUCCCAUGUCCACACUGCUCCAUGUCCUUCACUGACUGCUCCUACCUGGACAAGCACUUGAAGUGGACCCAUCAGCUGGAGUACCACGCCCUCCUGGAGAAGCAGGCCGCCGAGGAGCCCGAGGGCCUCCGCCAGAUGGUCCAGUGCCCCAACUGCAGCAGCCGCUUCUUCACCCUGCGCCAGCUCCAGGCCCACGAGCGCCAGGCGCACCCCAAGCCGCUGGCGCAGCCGCCCCGCAAGCGCCACACCUGCCCGCAGUGCGCCCGCUCCUUCCACUACCUGGCCAGCCUCCAGAAGCACUGCCGCCGCUGGCACCGGCUGCAGACGGUCAGCAGCGACGGGCAGCUGAGCUGCGCCCGCUGCGGGGAGAGCUUCGCCGGGACGUGGGGCCAGGGGCCGCACCGCUGCCAGCCGCCGGGGGCCCCGGCCGAGCCGAAAGAGGAAGCGGACGGCACGACGGCGGACGGCGAGGGUCCGGCCGCCAGGAGCCCCGAAUGCAAGGAGCUGCUCUUUCGCUGCCCCAGCUGCGGCAAGGGCUACCGGACGAUGCAGAGCAUGCGCGUGCACGCCCGCUCGCACACCGGCGAGCGGCCGUGCGUGUGCUCGGACUGCGGCCGGCGCUUCGCCGACAGCAGCAGCCUGCACAAGCACGCGCGCAUCCACACGGGCGCGCGGCCCUUCGCCUGCCCGCACUGCGCCAAGCGCUUCGGGCGCAUGACGCACCUCAACUCGCACCUGCUCACGCACACGGGCCUCAAGCCCUUCCCGUGCGCCCAGUGCGGCCACAGCUUCAGCCACCGCACCGAGCUGCGCAACCACCUGCGCAGCCACUCGGGCGAGAAGCCCUUCCGCUGCGCCGACUGCGGCAAGGGCUUCGCCGUCAUGGGCAACCUGCGCGUGCACCAGCGCACGCACAGCCAGGAGAAGACGCACCAGUGCGGCGAGUGCGGCCGGCAGUUCGCCGACGCCAGCGUGCUCAAGAAGCACCUGCGCGUGCACACGGGCGAGCGGCCGUACCACUGCACGGCGUGCGGCAAGCGCUUCACGCGCGUGGCCCACCUGAAGAACCACCAGCGCACGCACACCGGCGAGCGGCCGUACGCCUGUGGCGAGUGCGGCAAGAGCUUCGCGCAGUCGGGCGACCUCACCAAGCACCGGCGCACGCACACCGGCGAGAAGCCGUACGCGUGCCCCGACUGCCCGCGCCGCUACAACAACUCGGGCGACCUGGGCAAGCACCGGCGCAGCCACACGGGCCUCCGGCCCUACACGUGCCAGGAGUGCGGCAAGGGCUUCCUCAUGGUGCACCACCUCAAGACCCACAUGCGCACGCACACCGGCGAGAGGCCUUACCUGUGCCCGCACUGCCCGCUCACCUUCAGCCGGGCACACCACCUGAGCGGGCACGUCCGCAAGAGCCACUGAGAGGGAUGAGUGGCCGGCCGAGAGCAGCGGGUAUCAUGAUGUUACGGACACUCAAGGACCGAAGAAUAAUAAUAAAAUAUAAAAAAUUGCAUCUUUGGACAGAUUCAAGACUGUGUUAAUUAAAUGCACCCUUCAUUAGCUUAUGACACUGAUAUCACUGAAUAUCAAAAUAUAUAUAUUGCGCUUUGGAAAUAAAGGUAAACAACAUUGACCAUUAGUCCAUGAAGUGAUUACAGACUAGAUUGCUGAUUAGCAGUUUGACAGUCCGUUACUGACCGUCCAUUGCAGUUGUUUUUUAGUAGUCGGGCAGCGGUGGCUUAGCAUGUAGAGGAGGAGUCCAGUAGCUGGAAGGUCGCUGGUUUCAACCCUACUCCCCCCCCACUGUAAAAGUGUCCUUAAGGAAGACACUGAACUCCAAACUGCUCCCGAUGUACUGGUUGGCCAUGCCUGGCAUGGCAGCCUCUGCCGUCAGUGUAUGAGUGUGUGUGUGUGUGUGUGUGUGUGUGUGUGUGUGAAUGGGUUAAUGCAAGACAUUGUAAAGCGCUUUGAGUGCUUUGAGUAGGUGUAGAAAAGCGCUAUAUAAAUGCAGUCAAUUUACCACUCUGUGUCCUGUCUGACCACAGAUGUAAUAGGCCUUUUCUAUUCCACUGACAAUGGAGGGUGAGAUUUUGGUGGGAUGCCUGUAUCGAUUAUCGACAAUGAAAUGCUUAAAAAAAAAGUGGAAUGAAAAUGAAAGUUUACAAUGAUUUACAAUGCAGUUAGGUAAACUAAGUAGAUUAGGGUUGAGGUCAACUUCCUCACCUUUUUGGUGUUGCUUUUUAUGCCCAUCGCUGCAUGACAGUGAUCACUUCGAAUACCAAAGUAUUGAUUGUUUUAAAAUAUCACAUUUGGAGAUGAUUGUUAAUUUGCCACAUAGCAAGAUAUUUCAGUCAUCCUAGUGAUCAACUGUCAUUUCAUAUACCGUUCACAUGACUAAAUCCUCCUAAUUAAUAUUGAGAUAUGACAUCCAAGGCUUUGAUUACAGUGUGCAUCAUAUAGCAGUACAUAUAUAUCCAAAUGAUGUGUAAUUUAUUCCUAAAAGGUUGGGGUGGAGAGAGAAGUGAUGGCUGUUGAUUCAUUAAUUAUUUUUUAUUGUAUCUAUGGUUAUGAAAUUAAUAAAUAUGAAAGGCUGGAAA
Molecule: messenger RNA, 3632 nt
Organism: Sardina pilchardus (European sardine)
Lineage: Eukaryota; Metazoa; Chordata; Actinopteri; Clupeiformes; Clupeidae
Product: oocyte zinc finger protein XlCOF6
Exons: 2
Coding region: 571-2457 (628 amino acids)
Source: RefSeq, a predicted model, not a curated record